Messenger RNA from Porites lobata, 1041 nucleotides. NCBI's taxonomy places the organism in Eukaryota, Metazoa, Cnidaria, Anthozoa, Scleractinia, Poritidae. The record is from the annotation of a GenBank genome assembly.
AUGAAGAUUUGCUCAAUAUUCCUUUUAGCAGCUAUUUGCACAACUUCAAGGGGAGUGCUUCCGCAUUAUUUGCCUGCAACCAGAGGUAACGCUCUUGCUCAAGACAAACUAAUUGAAACCUACAUUAACCUUGGAUUUGCUGCUCAAGAAACUGUUUUGUUUCUUCCAAGUGUGCGUGGUUUAUGUUUUAUUCUGAAACAUUUGAAAAGGAUUCUAAGGAGGCUGGGGUGUAGAAGACGUCGCUUUCACAGCGACCUAGAUGAAAAAGUACAGGUAGUGCAAGGGGAAUUAAGGGGAAGCGGUAGUCUUCUUGGGUACAGAGCAAUGCACCAGAGACUCGUGAAUCAUUACGGACUUGUUACUACGAGAGACCUUGUUCGGCAUGUAUUGAAGAUCUUUGACCCUGAAGGAGUGGAACACCGUUCAGGGCAUAGACUUCGAAGAAGGGUCUAUAGACUGUUAUGAAAAAUUGAAACCUUUCAAUAGAAGAAUUUUAUGGCUUGAGGUAGCAUCUUCAAAUAACGACCCCAAAAUGGUAGCUCAGUAUUACCUUGACUGUGUUAGGCAGUUAGGAGGUACUGCACGCAUUAUUCUGGGAGACAGGGGAACUGAGAUGGUGAACGUGGCAGCUAUUCAACGAUUCUUUCGCAGGUCCUCUGAGGAUGAUUUUUCGGGAGAAUAGAGUUCAUUUACGGAAAAUCAACUUCAAAUCAAAGAAUAGAAGCAUGGUGGGGACGUUUGAGACAGGGAUGUGCAGACUGGUGGAUAGAGUAUUUUAAGAAUUUAAGAGAUUCUGGUUUGUACAAUGAUAAGAACGUUAUACAUCGAGAAUGCUUAAAAUUCUGUCUCAUGGAUUUGAUGCAAGAAGAGCUACACAGAGUUGUCCUGGAGUGGAAUGUUCAUAGAAUUAGACCAUCUGCUAAUCUGGAAUCCCCUUCUGAGAAGCCAGAUAUUCUUUACUUUCUUCCGGAACUGAAAGGUGCGCAAGAUUAUUCUACCCUGAUCGACGUAGACAAAAUUGAAAUUGCAGACCAAAUGUAA